Molecule: messenger RNA, 804 nt
Organism: Penicillium bovifimosum
Lineage: Eukaryota; Fungi; Ascomycota; Eurotiomycetes; Eurotiales; Aspergillaceae
Product: A4/G1 family peptidase
Exons: 1
Coding region: 1-804 (267 amino acids)
Biological process (GO): proteolysis
Molecular function (GO): glutamic-type endopeptidase activity
Source: RefSeq, a predicted model, not a curated record
AUGAAGGUCUCGAUCACCAUUUGCGGAGCAGUACUGCUUGCAGCAUCAGCCAUGGCAGCUCCCCUCACUGAGCGACGAGCAAUUCGCAAUGCUGCCAGAACCUCCGGCCGUUCAAGCCACCCACCCUAUAAGCCCGGAACCUCGGAAGUUCUUCAUCUCAACUCGACGACCCACGAGGAGUACAGCUCAAACUGGGCUGGAGCUGUGCUGAUCGGCAAGGGCUAUACUUCUGUCACUGCAGAAUUCACUGUUCCGACACCCAAGCUCCCAUCGGGUGCUUCUUCAAGCAAGCAGUACUGUGCCUCUGCGUGGGUUGGCAUCGACGGCGAUACUUGCGGCAGCGCUAUCCUCCAGACUGGUAUUGAUUUCUGCAUUCAGGGACGCACUGUGUCGUACGAUGCAUGGUAUGAAUGGUACCCGGACUAUGCGUAUGACUUCUCUGGCAUCUCGAUUGCGGCUGGAAACAAGAUCAAGGUCACUGUGGAUGCUACAUCCAAGACCACCGGGACCGCGACGAUUGAGAAUGUAUCCACCGGCAAAACCGUGACCCACACAUUCACCGGCGGAGUGGACGGUGACCUCUGCGAGUACAAUGCCGAAUGGAUCGUUGAGGACUUCUCAAGCAACGAGGACUUGGUCCCGUUCGCCAACUUCGGAACUGUGACAUUCACAAACGCCCAGGCCUCGACUGGUGGCCAGACGGUCGGACCAGCUGGCGCUACACUCAUGGAUAUCCAGCAGGGCAACGGGAUCUUGACCUCCUCCUCCCUCACUAGUAACAGUGUCAGCGUGAGCUACUUGUGA